Molecule: messenger RNA, 2455 nt
Organism: Epinephelus lanceolatus (giant grouper)
Lineage: Eukaryota; Metazoa; Chordata; Actinopteri; Perciformes; Serranidae
Product: protein FAM131B-like
Source: RefSeq, a predicted model, not a curated record
AGAAGAGACAGAGAGAAGGAGGAGAAGAAGAAGAAGAGGAGGAGAGGGGAAAGCGCAGAGAGAGAGAGAGAGAUCCGGGGAGAAAUGCCCGCUGGACGGAUGGAUUUUAUUUUCCCCGAGCUGUUCGAGCCUCUGUAAAACAACAUGGGCUGCAUAGGAUCCCGGACGAUCACGGUGGAUGCGGUGCCAGUACGGAAAGAUGGGGAUCAGCAUGGCCGUACCGAGUUUUCCUGGGAAGGAAUCAAUUUGUCCAUGGAGGACACUACUUCCAUUCUGCCUCGUCUCAAGAGGAAGCCCGCCCAGACCUAUGGGAUCGGUGCCCUGGCUAAGUCCUCUCUGACAGGUGUGUCAGGUGUAACUCGCUCCAUGAAGGACAAAGUGACCAAGCCCACCGCCAUGGCCCAGGGUCGCGUUGCCCACAUGAUAGAGUGGCAGAGCUGGGGCAAACCAUCCGCGGGGCCCAUGGGGAGCGUGGGACACACCAACCUGCAGAGGGAAAAGGAGAGGAGGAUGGAGAACGACGCUUACAGCGACCUCAGUGAUGGCGAGAAGGAGGCUCGCUUUGCUGCAGGCAUCAUGCAGCAGUUUGCGAUAUCUGAGGCGACUUUGUUCGGCUGGAACUCGAUGGAUGGGGAGAGUAUGGGAGCUGGCUCCAACCAGGGCAGCGUCGCUCACCUCAGUGAGGUCAACCAGGAGAGCAUCACCAGCAGAGACCAAGUGCUCCACCACUCCUCGGCGGAUGUCUGGCCUCACACCUAUGUCUCACAGGGCCUGUACUGCCUGUCAUCUUCUGACGCCUGGGACCCAAUCACCAGCCAGCCCUCGGGCAUGGCCUCUCCUGCUGCAGGCUCCUAUAUCAUGGCUCCAGGUGGCAGCAGUGGAGCAGGGGGAACACCUGGUGAGUGCUUCGAGGGGACGGUAGGAGGUUACCUUCAGCAGCACCACGCUCAUCUCGCCCUGCAGCAGCAGAGCCAACUCCAACAGCUCCAACAACUUCACCAGUACCAGCAGCAACAGCUUCUGCAGUACCAACAACAACAACAACAGUCUAUGGAGCAAAGGCUACAUAGUGCCUCCCCUUCCCUCCAAGCCACUCCCAACAGCACCAUCCACAGUCUCGGCCCUCCCACCCACCCUCGGCUAGCUGACCUGUGGGGAGCUGCGCAGGUUGAGCCACACCACGUGGAGAUUGUUGGGCAGCUGAGCGGACAAAUGGCUGAUAUGGUCGGAGGAGUUGUGGAGACAGUCGGGGAGGAGUCGGAGUCUGGAGGCAUCCCUGAGCAGCAUGAGGAGGAGGAGGAGGAGCUGACAAAGAUAGAAGAGGUAACAUUAACCUUGGAGCCGGAGCCGUGCUCUUUGACCCCGUCCCCACUGAGGGAGGAGGGCCCCUCGACCAGAGGCUCAAGCCCCGGACUGCCAUCACAGACUGCCGAGCCUGCCGCGGAGAGGAUACCGUUUGACGUCACGCCCUGCGUCGUCCAAUCACUAGAGGAGAAGGAUGAAGAGGCGGACGAGGGCUCCGUUGUUAUCGUUGCGACCAACUGAAUUAUAAAACUGACAAAAACAGGAAAUAAAUACUUCAAUAAUCAAUCAAGCUAUUCUAUCCCAACCCCAACCCCCUCCCAACUAUUUACCAACUUUGAGUGUGAGGAAACACAAGAAGACUUUUUCAGAUGAAAACGUGGGAUGUAAUGUACACAAACUAAAUGCCAAGAAGCCCCCAAAGUAACUGCGGGAUCUGUGGAAUAUUAUGUAUGUGACAAUGAAAAUUAAAAGUAGACAAGAGACUUGAAUUCAGUGACUGCUGAAACAAGCUGUGUGAAGAUCAGAUGGGUUCACAACAAGUUUGGACCAAUCGGACCAAAGAACCAGGACUGAGAGCCGAACAGUAGGAUGGAUGUAAAAUCCUCAAAUGAAAAAAAAAGAAAAAGGUAGGACAUGAGGAGGAGAGAAAGGGCCUAGUUAAAAAUCAGUAUCAGCGCAAUACAACAAACAUGGACACAACAAGGUCAAACAGUAUCUGCAAAUAACUCUGAGCAGUUGGUUCAGGUGUAGCGUGUCACAUCGGAAAAAACCCUGUGAACCAGAAACUUCACCUGGUCACAGAGUUUGACUUGCUGAGUGAUGUAUUUGGCUUUGAUUGACAGCUUGUCUGAGCCCAAGUUGAGACGUUCUGAUGAGGUAAAUACAUAGUGACCUGUGGCACACACUUGGAGUUAUUUGCAAACAUAUUAUCUGGACACAACCAAAAGAAAGUGCAUGCUUUUUAACAGUGACCUAGCCCUAACAGUAUAACACAGUAUACAAAGUAAUAAUAUAUCAAAUUGCUUUUUCUAAAAAAUGAAAAAAAAAUCCAAUAAACUGAUAUGUAUUUGUAUGAAUGUAAGACUGUAUGUAUGUAUAGUAUGUAUGUAUGUAUGAAUGUAGCUUUGUUUGUGUGUAAAAUAUAUUUAUU